CGUUUAAUUAAGCUGACAGUAAAAAAUUAGCGCAAACAAUUUUUUCUCUUUUCAUCUCUAAAAUAAAAGAACUUUAAACAAUUUUAAUCAAUUUAUUAAUAAAAAUAAAAUACUCUCCUAUGAAAUAUGGAUGGACCACAACCUCCAAGAGAUUCCAGCCUCCGGAAUAUAAUUGAUAAACUUGCCGAAUUUGUAGCAAGAAAUGGCCCAGAAUUCGAGCAAAUAACUAAACAAAAACAAAAAGGAAAUCCUAAAUUUGAUUUUCUAUAUGGAGGAGACUAUUGCAAUUACUAUGAAUGGCGGGUGGCAGCAGAACAAACUUUUUUGAAACAACAAGGCUCAAUCUCACAGGCAACCCAUCAUUACCAUCCGCAAGGAGGUCCGCCGCCACAGCAACAUAAUUUCCAUGAUAAUCAAAGUAUGUCGCUAGCCGGACAACAGCAACACAAUUUUCAUGAUAAUCAAAAUAUUUCGCUUCCCGGACAACAGCAACAUAAUUUUCAUGAUAAUCAAAAUAUGUCGCUAACUGGACAGCAACAACACCACAACUUUCAUGACAAUCACAAUAUGCCACCAGUUGUUAAUCAACAGCAAAUGCCUGGAAGCGGUGGUGGUGGAAACAGCUAUAAGCCACAGGGAAAUCCCGCUCCUCUGUGGGGCAAUGGUCAUGGUGGUGGUGGUGGGAAUCCGGCCAAUAAUGCCAACGCAAUAAGCAUUACAGCUCAAAUUGAAGCCAUCAAUUUGCAACAGAACAACUUGCGCAAACAGAUUCACCAGUCGGAGCAGAAUCUAUCAGCCCAGCACUCGGCUUUGAUGCAGCAACAACAAAAACAAAUUGACGAUGCUAUUGAAGAUGCACAGAAUAAUAUGUUAGAAGAACAAGCCGCAGACAACAAUAUAUCACUAAUUGACUUUGAUGAUGUUCUACAACCAAUAAUUGAUGCAUGCACCAAAGACAGUAUAUCAGCAGGCAAAAACUGGAUUUUACAGCAUUCAUCCGACACCGCUAAAAACAAUGUCGUAUUGCAAUAUCUCUUAAAGAAGGCAUUGCUUAAUGGAGCAACAUUUACACAAAAAUUACAUCUUAUUUACUUAGUAAAUGAUAUACUGCAUCAUUGUGUAAGGAAAAAUGCGAAUGAUCUGAAAAAUAGCCUAGAGAAUGUUGUAAUACCAAUGUUUUGCAGCGCCAAACUAAUUGCGACUAAUGAUCAAAAGGGUAAAUUAAGCAAAUUGCUCUCUUUGUGGGAGUCAAAAGCAAAAUUCUUUGAUGCAUGCGUUAUUUCCAAAUUGGGCUCACCAGAUUCAUCAAUGCAUGAAUACAAAACAAACCUUAUGAAUAUGCAUCAUGAUAUUGUGCAUAACUUUACCCAAACAACAAAGUCAACAUUAGAUGGUUAUCAAAAACAACAUCAAAUAUUUAUUCAGCAUGCAACACAACAAAUAGCUGUGCUCGAGCAACAAAAACAAGCUUUGGAACAGAAAAUAAUAGCUGCCGUUUUACCAAGUGCAGCUAUUAUACAACAACUUAUUGAUCCUAAACAGCUUCAAACGUCUGCUGGCAAUUUGAUGCAGAAUAAUGACCUAAUAACUUCUUCCUCAAUCAGAAAUCCGUCGCCACAACCCUUAAUGGCGCAAAAGGUUCAAAUGCCAACUGAACCACCAAACGUCUACAAUAAUAGUCCCAAUCCCGGACCUGAGAACAAUAACCAACCAUUGUUCGGAAAUCCAUUCAGCAAUCAGCCAGUCCAUAAAAAUCCAUUCUCCCAGUUCAAUAAUUUGAGCAACAACAACGGAGGAGGUGGCAUUUGUAAUAAUCCACCCACUUCUGUCGGUCAAGCACCCAUCCAACAUCAUAAUCCUUUCUCCAGCAUGGGAUCUUCUAAUUCGACUGGGAAUGACAGCAACGAUUUUGUAGCCACAAUAGCCAGCUUCUUUAUACCAGAUUUAUCUAAACCUCCGCCCGGUUUUAUGAACCCUAGUGGACCUCAACCACAGCUGCCGCUAGAAGUUUCUCCAAAUGUUGAGCCGCUUCAAGUUAUUGAAGAAGAUCCAAAACCAACAGCUCCGUAUUAUGAUUUACCUGCGGGUCUAAUGGUGUCCUUGAUACGCUUGGAAGACUAUAGCUAUAAGCCGAUAGAUCCAGAAGAGAUGAGGCUUCCAGCGCCGACGCCUCAAAGCGAGCGACUUACUAAUGCAUUGGCAGCUUUCAUAGCUCCACCAAGCCAUGAUCGGCCGAGGGAUAAUGAGGGCUGGGAAAAACUUGGUUUGUAUGAGUACUACAAGGUGAAAAAUGCUGCUAAGAAACAAAAGGAAGAGGAACUCAAGGACGGUACUCGUGAGCCGUCUCGUUCACCAAGUCCCAUAAUUUUGGAUACUGUUAAAACCAAGAAACCAAUUAAUAAACGUUGCUACCGGUCCAAAAGCAGAAGUCGUUCACCACGAUCUAAAUCGCGAUCGCCUCGUCGUUCUAGAUCUCGCUCCCGUUCGCCAUCUAUUCAAGAAAAACCCAGAGGUCGAUAUUCAAAUAAUUCUAGAAAUCGAUCGCCACGAAAAAAUUCACCUAUUAAAGACAGAGAUAGGGAAAGAGAUCGUGAUCGCGACAGGGAUUCACGUGAGAAUCGAGAAAGAGAAAUGCGUGACAGAGAUAAAGAUACCCGCGAAAGAGAUUCCCGCGAUCGUAAUAAUACUCGUCGAGAGAGGGAACGAUCUAUAACUCCGCCAAGUUUUUUCAGUGGAGGCAAUUACAAUAAAUCAAAUGAAUUUAUUGAGGAAUCCAAUAAGGGUCAUCAGAUGCUUAUGAAAAUGGGUUGGGCCGGAUCAGGAGCAGGCCUUGGAACGAAAAACCAGGGAAUUGAUGAACCUAUAUCUGGAGGUGAGGUUAGAGAACGAAGAGAUAUGUACAAGGGCGUCGGAAGCAACAUGAAUGAUCCUUUUGAAAAUUUCCGUAAAAAUAAAGGUGCUGCCUUUGUACAUCGCAUGCGAACUAGAGAUGAUAAAAGCUAAACAAAAUAAAGAUGGAAAUAGUAAAAUAAAUAAAAUAAUGUAAUUUUAAUAAUAUCUCCCCGAAAUCUACCACACAAACGACAAAGUACUACAUGUUGCGCCUAAAGAUGCAGUUUAAUUUAAAGUGAGACUAGGGAAACUUUUGUUGAAAUAUAUAUUUAAAGAUUAUAUAUACAAAAUAUAAUUAUGUGGGUAUUUAUUUACCCAUAACGGAGAUAAAAUAAGCAAUAGAUUGUAUGGAUCUAUUUGUAUAUAAAACUU
Molecule: messenger RNA, 3264 nt
Organism: Episyrphus balteatus (marmalade hoverfly)
Lineage: Eukaryota; Metazoa; Arthropoda; Insecta; Diptera; Syrphidae
Gene: scaf6
Product: calcium homeostasis endoplasmic reticulum protein
Exons: 13
Coding region: 127-3003 (958 amino acids)
Biological process (GO): intracellular calcium ion homeostasis; RNA processing
Cellular component (GO): perinuclear region of cytoplasm
Molecular function (GO): RNA binding
Source: RefSeq, a predicted model, not a curated record